AAUUCUAAUACACAGCAAGCAGUUCAAGUUAUCAAGGAGCACAGUUCUUCAAGGCCUCUCUUCCUGUACUUGCCGUUUCAAAAUGUUCAUGAUCCGGUUCAAGCACCUCAAAAAUACAUUGACAAAUACAGCUUCAUCGAAAACAAGACGAGGAGGACGUAUGCAGCCAUGCUGGAUAUUGUCGAUGAAGCUAUUGGUAACGUGACAAGGAGCUUAGAAAAAGCAGGGUAAUAUACAUUGGUUUCCUUUAUUUUCAGCUCAGUUCGUAGAGCGCCGGUUUGCCGCAUCGCGUAAGCAGUGAUUCGAACCGCAAACGGAAGCUAAAACAACCGAAGUCUUAUGAAUCUUGGCUAGUGAGGUCUUACUGGUUGUGAUGCACUUCAAUUCAGUCCAUACUGCUUUCGAGAGAGAAGGUGGCGUAGAGUCCGGUUGUGUGGUAUAAAUGAGUCCUCUCUACGGCAUAUAUUGUGGGGGUUUACCUCGUCGGUAUUGUACUUCAAGACCCUAAAAACUUUACUAUACCAAAUUAUAAAAUAACUAAGAUAGUACGUGCGUUCUGAUUGGCCGAGAGGAGUGUUUGCAUGAGGGUAUGUAAACAUGGUUGUGGCGUCAAGAUGUUUUGCUUUUCGCGCGCUAAUCACGCAAGCACGAAUUUGAAAAAGUUUUCAAGUUCAAAACUGGACAAGUUUACUUUAUUUACCCAUUCCUUCGUCGGUUGAAACUUGGAAAAUCGUUACAAAGAAAGUGUGUCAAUUUUUUUUCGCUUAAGCUGUCAUUUUAAGCGAGAAAAGCGCGUAUUUUGGAAAGCAUCCUUUUGCAAAACAAGAACUGAUUACGCGUGCAAGACAUCGUGGACAAGACUUUGCGACUGGUAAGAAAUUCUCUUUUAAUCAGUGCCAUAAAAAGAGUUUUGCGUCUUUUCUCGGAAAAUUUAUUUUAUAAAAGCAAUAGAAAACUUUUUUUCCUGUGUUUGCAUAGCCUGAUAUAAAUACUCGAGGCGUUGCUGUCUCGAAUUCUCCCAGCCCCUUUCGAGUUUAUAUCAGGCUAUGCAAACACGGAAAACGUUUUCUAUUGCUUAAAUGAAACACCAUUUGACUCAGACGGUCCAGUAUCUUUAUAUUCUAUUUUUGAUGACCCAAAACUGAAACGUUUUGCGAAAAUGUUGAAGUAAUUGUCAGUUAUCCUGGCCAUCGUCGACGGUAUACUCUACAUAUUCACAGAAGGUGUGCUACGUAAUUGAUAGGCACUGUACUACCAGAGGCGGCCCAGACCUAGUAUGUGUAGCUGAAUUAAUAUGUUAAUAUUCACAUGGACAAAUUAAUUAAUGCGAUGAGUCGUCGAAACUCCCAUGAACUAAAAUAGUCCAAGUGCUGCAUUGUUGCGCGAACGCGGUCGCUAAGCUUAAAUAUUCACGUUGCGUAUUAAACCUGGUAGUUUGCAAAACUCAACAAAAUGCCACUUAAACCGGCCAGGAAAGACAAGGAUACGUUCAGUUGAAGGUAUCUUAGCUUUGUUUUGUUAUAUUUUGACUUUUGGACUAUUUUAGUUCAUGGGAGUUUCGACGACUCAUCGCAUUAAUUUGUCCAUGUGAAUAUUAAUAUAUUCAUUCAGUGACACAUACUACGUCUGGGCGCCUGUGGUACCACUAGCGAAGGCAGAAAAUAAAUACAUGAUAUCAUUAUCAAUUAUCAUUUCACUACAGCCUUUGGGACAACACUUUGUUCAUCUUCACCACUGAUAAUGGAGGGCGUCCUGAGUCAGGAGGUUAUAACUGGCCUUUGCGUGGACAGAAGGACACUCUCUGGGAGGGAGGAGUACGAGGGGUGGCAUUUGUCCAUGGGCCAAUGCUGAAGAAAACAGGCGUGAAAAGUAAAGAAUUGCUUCACUCCACAGACUGGUAUCCCACACUGAUCAACCUCGCAGGUAAGAAGGAGGGAGGGAGGGGUCCGAGGGGGUGGCUUUUGUCCAUCAGCCAAUGUUUAAGAAAACAGGGGUCAAAAGAAAGGAUGCUGAGUAGUGCUUCACUCCACGGACUGGUAUCCUACACUUAUCAAUUGUGGUAAUAGUUUAGCUAACAUUUCAGUCCAAGUGCUAACUGCUAAAUUUACAUUUCAAACAGACUUUCUCUUCUAUAAAAAACACACAAAAUGUACCUAAAAUCUUCGCUCGCUCGAUUAUCCUUCAGCCGAUUCUAGCCGCGAGGAGAACAGUGAUUAAUUCAUUCAGGGCAAAUUUGUCGCUUGAUCUUUUGUCUUUUUUCCUUCAAAACGACAGCUUAGUAUUUUAUUCAACUUCCACUUUUCAUCUGUGCAUUUCAUAGGUGUAUUUUACCCGUCAGGAGAGGAGAUGUGUUGAAUUUGCCUAAAUUUUACCGCGCUAGCUCAGUUUCUUGGCGCGCACCCACGGGCAAAUGGUAGUGGCUAACUGACCAAUCAGAGCGCGCGAUUUACUUUUGUUAUGUUAUAAAACACCAUGGGCCAGUUAUUUAAACUGAGUUUAACCAGUGCCAGUUUGCCGAACGCUUUAUGUAAACACCAUUUAUUGCGAACAGUGUCAUGAAAGCAUAUAGUGUAGACUAGAAAAGCGUUUGUCCUCUUAAAAUAACCCAAGGAAGAAGAGAUCUGGAGGUCCGAAGGUUUCUUAAACCGCGGUCUAACUUAGAUUUCGUUUAAAUAACCGACCCUAUAAGUCUUGCUUGUUUUUGCUUUGUUAUAGCAUUAGUUGAAGUGAUUGCACUAAGAAUUUUUUGACUGAGUGUCUAUCACCUAACUCUUGGUAAUGUUGUUCUAAAUAGAACUACUUAAAAAUACCAGUUUUUAUAAGGGCCGGAGAUAACCCCAAACGGACGUUACUCCAGAAACUCACACAAAUAUCCUUGGAUCCCGACACCGUAUUACGUAUUGCGACAUGUAUUACGUAUUCUACAUACGUACAUGUAUUACGUAUUCUACAGACUACAUCAACGACUUACUUUAGAAAGCUGCUUUACAAACUUAGAACAAACGCCACUGAAUGGUAGCCAACAGUUACCAGCACCGUACAAACGACUUAUUGACGAGAUUAAGCAAAACGAACUACGAGAGAACGACUGGAGUACUGACAGUUUUACUAACAAUAAACGACUGUUUAAUUACUGAUUACGGGUCUUUAUAGCCAAUAACAUCAAAGCUUAACUGACAGGCGACCAAUAACAUCGCGACGUAAUUGACCAACCAGAUCGAUAACCAGAGUAUAAUAUCAUCAACUGACGUGACACAACUCACUUUGACUCUGAAGAUGACUACCGCACAGGUUGUCGAAACGUCAGUCACUGUGGACAAAAACAGUCCUUUUCAGGACUACGUUCACCCGGACGGUCAAUCUCAACCUACUUUUGCUGGGUUCAAACCUUUGACCACUUCAAAAAAUAUACAUUUACUAUCCUCCAACCAACGAUCAGGCGUUUUUGUUUGCCCAAGGAAGACAAUUAAAUAGUGGAGCUCUCGAUGCGCGCAGCGGAACACAAUGAAUAAGAAAAUUUGGUUAUCCAUGCAUCCAGUUUUGUUUCUGACAAAAUCGUCCGUUUGUACAUACGUCGCUCCCUCAUGAUAGCGGUUUGUGAAAUAUCUUAAUUUUUAUUCCAAGGUAUGUACAAAUUGUGUUUAACUUGAUAUUGGAAAAUCAUGUUAUGAUCAAUUGACAUCUGUCAAAAUAGGGCAUCCGGCGACCAGUGUCACAUGACUGUAAUGCGCGCUCGGGUGUACAACUCAUUGAGGUGACGUGUUUUUUAAGUUCUCCGCUGACCAGUUAUGGUAAACAAGUGAUCACAGAAAGUCUUCAGAAAAACUUUAUUUUAGAAAGUUCCCACGAGUGCUUUACUUUUGGCCUUCGCUAAAUCUAUAUAUUCAAGAUGUAGAAAGGGUAUGAUCGUACGCUAACUAUCAUCGAUGUAACAGGACAAAAUACGAAAAUAUUGUAAAUCCAGUUUUAUCGUACAUAAGACAUAAUCAAGACCUUGAUUCUUUCAGGAGGAAAAGUCGAUAAUAAUCCUGUACCAGUAGACGGCUUUGAUGUAUGGGAGACAAUUUCUGCAGGCAAGCCAUCUCCAAGAACUGAAAUACUCCUAAACAUCGACUUAGCACCAAAGAAGAAGCGUUACCGAGGCUAUUAUGAGGGCGCGGCAAUCCGUGUUGCAGAUAUGAAGCUGUUGGUCAGCUGUCCGAAUACCUCUUGGUUCAAGCCACCAGAACUUUGUAACAAAGAAACGGUCAGUAACUAAAGGUCUUUUAUGAAUAUUUUUGAUGAACAUACUCUCGAUUCCCUACACAAAUCGAAUUCAUAACUUCCCAAACACUGGGUGAACGCUCUAUCCACUUAGCUUCGAAGAGAUUCAUGAAGCCCAAAGCCAAUUACUGGGUGCUUACUUGCGAGUUUUUACUGUAUCAUGCAUAACGAAAGGAUCAGCGAUGUCGAGGGCGAACCUAUUUUAUGGUCAUAAACAGAGAGAAAGGAAAGAAACAGAGAAAAAAGGAAAACGUUAUUCUCGUUAAAAAGUAAGAGGCCCUCUAGGUAGUGGUGUGAAGUUUUCGUUGCCAUGCACGGGUUAAAAAAAGUUGAUAAAUCUCCAACAAUUGAAACUCUGUUGUUUUGCCUUGAGUUAGGGGACAACGGAUGUCACUAAAACGGGGAACGUGGAGCGGGGAACGGGGAACGGGAAAUGGGAAACGGGGAGCGGGGAACGAUCACGAGGAACGAAAUGAAACAUUGAAACAAAACCCUAGCCUUGAACCCUGGCCCUAUCAAUAACUUCAUUUCAUAUUCUCUGAUUUGUUCCGAUUUUUCAAUUUCCCCUUCUUCGUGCUCGUUUAGGCCCCGCUCCCCGUUUUAGUAACAUCCGGUGUCAACGUACGGUGGCAACUAGUCCGUGUAUUGCCGUUUUUGUGCUUUGUUCUAAUGUUGACAAAGGACGAGUACCUUAUUACAUGAAAUUUUCGCGACAAGUCAAUUUCGCGAAUUUCGCGAUACAAAAAAUCGCGAAAUUAAAGUGACGCGAACAAUAAGUGUCGCAAACAUAACAUGACGCGAAAAUUAAGUGACUGACAUUAUGUCCAUAAUUAAGAAAGAACGAGUUUAUUACCACUGAAACGUUUACAAGAUCACAUUUUAUUUUUCUGAGGAAUUUUCAGUGUAAGUGGAUGUUGUAGUCAAUUGACUCAAGAACGAUAAUUCACGUACAAGCAUGAACUGCUUGUGAACAUUGUGAGAACUGCUUUGUUGUUACUGUUGACACUAGUCUCGCUGUUGCGCUUUUCUUACUUUUGACGUUAUUGUUCCUUUGAUGAAGUAAUUAUAUUUAAUUCAAGGAGAUGUUAAAUAACAUUGCCUAUAAAAUGUAAAUUGUUGUACUCAAAAAUGCGAAAUUAAAGUGAUUCAAAAUAUAAAAUUUUCAGAAAAUCGCGAAAUUUAAGUAUCGCGAAAUAUGCGCACAUCAAAAUUGCGAAGUAAACAUGUCGCCAAAAUUUAAUGGAAGUAGUUAUCUCUUUUUACCAUUUUCAGAAUUCUCAAGUGAAAGGUUUUAUUGAAGUUGCUCUUUACAAUAUCACAGCUGAUCCUACAGAACACAAUGAUUUGAGCCAAACGUUGCCUGACGUCGUCCAAAAAUUGCAAGAGAGACUGGAGUUUUACAAACGUAGCGCCGUAUCCCCUCUAAACAAGCCUGCGGACAGUCAGGCUUGGGAUGUUGCGCGGAAGGAUGGCAUUUGGACGCCUUGGAGAAGCACAGUGGACGAGAACGCCCAAUAA
Molecule: messenger RNA, 5781 nt
Organism: Porites evermanni
Lineage: Eukaryota; Metazoa; Cnidaria; Anthozoa; Scleractinia; Poritidae
Source: the annotation of a GenBank genome assembly